GCUUCACCCAGCUCCAUCCAGCUUCAUCCAGCUCCAUCCAGCUCCACCCAGACUCCAGCCUGAAGCAUGAAGACACUACUGAUCCUCACACUCCUGACUCUUGACUGCUUUCUGCUUCUUCGUCAUGUUGCUGCCGCUUCAGUUGCUGUGGACUUAUUGAGUAAAAGCAGCUGCUGUCCAGAGGAUAUCAAACCAGUAAUCAUCCCCAAGCACAUGGUGCAGCGUGUAGAGAUGAGCCCAGACCACUGCAAAACCAAAGCCAUGAUAGUCACAACUAAGAAGAAUGUUGUCAUCUGCGUUGAUCCUGAAUCAAAGUUUGCACAGAAGCAUCUGAAAGACUUCCUGAAAUCAACUCCACCACCCAACUCCACCACAUCCAGCUCCACCACAUCCAGCUCCACCACAUCCAGCUCCAAGAAGAAUUAAUGAAUGAAUGAAUCCAUCAUCACUGAGCUCAUGGAAAUGAAACAACUGGAAUUAGUUCUCACAUCUUUUUUAUUUUCGUAUUUUGGCCGUUUCAUCUGUUUGGUUUCUGCUGGAUGCUGGAGAUGGGCGCCGCCAUCUUGUACUGGGCUAAACCAGUUUUUUAUUUAUCUUUGUUUUUGUGCCGAGUGUGUAAAUAGAUUCACCGUAGUUGUGUGAUUGUCUCAUUGUAUUUAAAAGUCUGGCCAGGGACAAAGAAGCAACAAGUCUUAAAGACAUGACGUCCUCCCAGUCGUCUCUGGUGAUGUCGUUUGUUUUGUCCCUG
Molecule: messenger RNA, 748 nt
Organism: Mugil cephalus (flathead mullet)
Lineage: Eukaryota; Metazoa; Chordata; Actinopteri; Mugiliformes; Mugilidae
Product: C-C motif chemokine 13-like
Exons: 3
Coding region: 67-426 (119 amino acids)
Biological process (GO): immune response
Cellular component (GO): extracellular region
Molecular function (GO): chemokine activity
Source: RefSeq, a predicted model, not a curated record